Messenger RNA from Odocoileus virginianus texanus, 1383 nucleotides. Lineage: Eukaryota; Metazoa; Chordata; Mammalia; Artiodactyla; Cervidae. The record is from RefSeq and is a predicted model, not a curated record.
UCGUUACCUACCUGGAGUGUCUUCGACUGUGGGCAUCCCCCGCUGUUCUUUAACCACGCAAAGCUGCACCCGAGCUUGUUUGGCGUCUGCUCUGUCGAGUGUCCGUGAUGUCGGCCCCGGAGGGAGGUGAAGGCUUUGUGGUCAAGCUCCGUGGCCUGCCCUGGUCCUGCUCUGUUGAGGAUGUGCAGAAUUUCCUCUCCGACUGCAUGAUCCAUGACGGGGUCACAGGUGUUCAUUUUAUCUACACUAGAGAGGGCAGGCAGAGUGGUGAGGCUUUUGUUGAACUUGAAUCAGAAGAUGAUGUAAAAUUGGCCUUUAAAAAAGACAAGGAAAGCAUGGGACAUUGGUACAUUGAAGUGUUCAAGUCCCACAGAACUGAGAUGGAUUGGGUGUUGAAGCACAGAGGUCCAAACAGCGCUGACACUGCCAGUGAUGGUUUCGUGCGACUUCGAGGACUCCCGUUUGGAUGCACCAAGGAAGAGAUCAUUCAGUUCUUCUCAGGGUUGGAAAUCAUGCCAAGUGGGAUCACAUUGCCUGUGGACCCCGAGAGCAAGAUUACAGGGGAAGCCUUUGUGCAGUUUGCCUCACAGGAGUUAGCAGAGACGGCUCUAGGGAAGCACAAGGAGAGAAUAGGGCACAGGUAUACUGAGGUGUUCAAGAGCAGUCAGGAAGAAGCUAGGUCAUACUCGGACCCCCCACUCAAGUUCAUGUCAGUGCAGCGGCCAGGGCCCUACGACCGCCCUGGCACAGCCAGGAGGUAUAUUGCCAUCGUCAGGCAGGCAGGCCUGGAGAGGAGGAGGUCUGGGGUCUACAGUGUGGGCUAUGGGGGUUAUGAGGAGUACAGAGGCCUCAGAGACGGCUACGGCUUCACCACUGACCUGUUUGGGAGAGACCUCAGCUACUGUCUCUCUAGGAUGUAUGACCACAGGUCUGGAGGUGGCGAGUUCACUGUCCAGAGCACCACUGGACACUUCCACGUGAGAGGGCUGCCCUACAAAGCCACGGAGCACGACCUUUACAACUUCUUCUCCCCGCUCAACCCUGUGAGAGGCCACAUUGAGACUGGCCCUGAUGGAAGAGUGACCGGCGAAGCUGAUGUUGAGUUUGCCACUCACAAAGAAGCCAUGGCAGCCAUGUCCAAAGACAGGGCCAACAUGCAACAUAGAUACAUAGAACUUUUCUUGAAUUCCACAACUGGGGCCAGCAAUGGGGCAGAUAGCAGCCAGAUGAUGCAAGGCAUGGGGGUGUCAACCCAGUCCAUUUACAGUGGCCUUGAGAGCCAGUCUGUGAGUGGCUGUUGUGGGUCUGGCUAUGGUGGCCAGAACAGCAUGGGUGGAUAUGACUAGUUUUGUAGUAGCUUUUGAGUUAUUUCAGUCAAAUUUU